Molecule: messenger RNA, 1361 nt
Organism: Kockovaella imperatae
Lineage: Eukaryota; Fungi; Basidiomycota; Tremellomycetes; Tremellales; Cuniculitremaceae
Product: Smg-4/UPF3 family-domain-containing protein
Exons: 4
Coding region: 47-1189 (380 amino acids)
Biological process (GO): nuclear-transcribed mRNA catabolic process, nonsense-mediated decay; positive regulation of translation
Cellular component (GO): nucleolus; cytoplasm
Molecular function (GO): mRNA binding
Source: RefSeq, a predicted model, not a curated record
CACCUUCGACACUGGGACCAUAGAUAGCAUUCCGGGAGCAUCAGACAUGUCCCCAGCUGGUCCAUCCAAGACCGAGCCUGCGAUCAGGAGCAAGCUUGUCAUACGCAGGCUGCCUCCUAAUUUGCCCGAAAACAUUUUUUGGACAUCCGUUGAGCCUUGGGUCCACGCGGAGACGUGUCUUUGGAAACGAUUUGUCCCAGGCAAGGCUGGAGAUGGACGUGAUCAAAGGCCGGUCUUUUCACGAGCUUACGUCCUAAUGGCUUCACCCGAAGCUCUAGUCAACUUUCAUCGAGGAUUUGACGGACACCUGUUCAGAUCGAAAACUGGCGAGGAGUAUCAAGCAGUUGUCGAAUUCUCUCCGGUUCAGAAGACUCCAUACAAGGCCAAGGUUAAGACGGAUGCUAGACAGGGGACCAUUGAGGAAGACCCCGAUUACAAGUCCUAUCUCGAUAGCCUUUCUGCACCUCCAACCGCUCCGGCCGAGGAAGUCAGCAAGCCUUCAGGAUCAGCACCCGUUCCAACUUCAACACCGUUACUGGAUCAUCUGCGAGCGCUCAAGAAGGCGAAGAAGAAGAAGGAUCCGUCCGUCAAGGAAGCAGCACUGUCGGCCGUCACCAAGGCUGCUGCGAAGCGAGCACCACAACAGCCAAAUGUAGUUAUGGUUGCGGGACCAGGCCGAGAUGUCAAAGUCGCACCGGCAGAAGAGGGCAAGAAGAAGAACAAGAAGAAAGCCAAGGGAGAGGCAGCGGGUUCUGGACCGAAAGACGCUGCGAAAGGUUCAAAGCAGCAGCAGGACGCCGCUGCACCUCCACCAAGUAUAUCAAGAUCGACAGCGCCAGCCAAGGAGAAAGCACAGCAGGACCCGAGUGCUCAGCCGGCUCGUGGCCUUACAAAGGCGUCCAACGACGCCACCAACCCACCUCGCGAGGCUGGAGCUAGAGGCAGAGGCCGUGGACGAGGACAGGGGCAAGUCCACGAGGGUUCGGGAAGGUCGGCUCGAGGAGCUGUUAUGGAGAUACUGUCGAAAAACGCGGAAGGUGAGAAGGGAGGCGGGAGAGGCGGAAGAUCAAGGGGUCGAGGCAGGGGUACCCCGUCCUCGACUGUAGCCGCACCGGGACCUGCAAGAGGAGAAGAAGCGUCGGCUUCUGAGACGUCGCUGGCGGCCCGCCAGGAGAGAAUCGAUGCCUGAGGUCGCGUACCGUAUGUUGUAGCUCAAACGAGACUGGCACAUGCAUCCGAGAUGCUGCGCAAGCAGCAGGUCGUCCAGGGACACUGCUUAACAUUGUGACUCCUGGCAUGUAUUCACCAAUCGCGGACGCUGCUCAACUAGUGUUUCGCCACAGCAUCCAACCCGAAAACAA